GAAGACAGAGAAUGAUGAUGAUAUCCAAUCUUCCACACGAUUUGGAAUCGGAGAUACUCUCUAGAGUUCCUGCCAAGUCUCUAUGGGAACUAAGAGCUACUUGCAAACGUUGGUACGCUCUAUUCAGAGAUCCCAGGUUCGUGGAGAAGAACAAGAGGCUGGGAAAAGCAGUAAGAGCGUCGAUUUUACUGAGCAAUCAGGAUCUUUAUUUAAUGAACAAAGAUCUCCAUAACAGCAGCGUCGUGGAAGAACUCACCUUUAAACUUAGAAGUUUAAAGGGUGCAAAGGGUUCAAAGGAUUUGAAGUUCUCUUGGAUAUAUCACUGCGAUGGUUUAAUUUUAUUCCAAAUAAAGGAAAUCUCUAGACUUGUGGUUUGGAACCCAUGUACUGGUCAAACAAGGUUCAUCAAACCCGUAACUCGUUACCGCGCAUCUAGAGAUGAUACAUUUAGUCUAGGAUACAGCACAUCUUCUUCUUCUUCUGGUCAUAGCUACAAAAUCUUGAGGUAUUAUCGGUACUAUAAAAACGACCAGUUAUUUGCAGAGUGUGAGAUCUAUGAGCUUAGCUCUGAUUCUUGGAAGGUUCUUGAUUCAUUCGCUCUUGACCAUAAGUUAUGUUUCGGUGGCAUCUCUUUGAAUGGAGAUACUUAUUGGAUUGCUGAUGGUAAAGAAAACGGCUAUUUCUUGAUGAAGUUUGAUUUCACGGCAGAGACAUUUGUGCGCCUCCCUCUUCCGUUCCAGAAUCUGGAUUGUGAAGAUAAAGUGGCCCUGUCAGUUGUAAAGGAUGAAAAGCUCUCGGUGUUGCAUCGCUAUGUUCUUGGAGGGUCGACAACUGUGAUGAGAAUAUGGGUGAGCAAUAAUGUUUUUGAGGAGGCCAACGACUUGUCCUGGAUGAGCCACUUCGUCUUGAAAGUGGAUUGUGAUGAAUUUGACAUCCCAAGUGUUGUGAAUGUGGCAAGCUUCUUGUUGGACGAGGAGAAUAAAGUGGCAAUAUGUUGUGAUAUGGACUCAGUGAAGUUAUAUGAAUAUAAGACCAGAAUCUACAUUGUCGGAGAUGGUAUGUCUAAACAAGUCUAUAACGGUACUGUAGAGCUAUCUCGUUGCACCUGGCCAUGUGUCAUCUCUUAUGUCCCAAGCUUGGUUCAUAUUCAGAAAUGUACACGUAAAAGGGGAAAGAAAGAGAGGUUUGCUCUUAAAUGAAUUACUUUUUUUCUUUUCUUUAGUUUGGUUUUGGUGAUGUUUUUUCUUUUGGUUUGUAUCUUACUUUGGCGGAUGCUAUUUGUUCAAAUACAUUAGUUGUUCUGCUUAUAGCCAUGUUCAG
This is a messenger RNA of Raphanus sativus (radish), 1320 nucleotides long. Its product is annotated as putative F-box/kelch-repeat protein At3g17540. The transcript has a single exon. Bases 12 to 1199 code for a protein of 395 amino acids. The record is from RefSeq and is a predicted model, not a curated record. Gene Ontology annotation, molecular function: protein binding. NCBI's taxonomy places the organism in Eukaryota, Viridiplantae, Streptophyta, Magnoliopsida, Brassicales, Brassicaceae.